This is a messenger RNA of Conger conger (European conger), 1064 nucleotides long. RefSeq names its product peptidyl-prolyl cis-trans isomerase A-like. Gene Ontology annotation, biological process: cellular response to hydrogen peroxide; protein folding; protein peptidyl-prolyl isomerization. The record is from RefSeq and is a predicted model, not a curated record. The transcript is spliced from 6 exons. NCBI's taxonomy places the organism in Eukaryota, Metazoa, Chordata, Actinopteri, Anguilliformes, Congridae. Gene Ontology annotation, cellular component: mitochondrion. Gene Ontology annotation, molecular function: peptidyl-prolyl cis-trans isomerase activity. Bases 129 to 704 code for a protein of 191 amino acids.
GCAGCUGCGCUCUGUGGUAUCGUCGCUGGCGCUUCGCCAGAGAUCCUCCCCCUGGCUACGGUACUUCAACUUCCUGUAGCGGUUUAUGCAAGUCAAGUGUCUGAGCAGGAUUAUCAACAUCAACAAUUAUGUUGCAAAUAAGAAGUCAAAUUAAAUUCUGUUCACUGGCAUUUUCUGCCGCUCGCAUGUUUACCACUGGACCGCCUGCCAGCAACCCAGUUGUCUACUUUGAUAUUGCAGCAGGCAACUCGCCUCUUGGAAGAGUCACCUUCGAACUAAAUGCAGAUGUUGUGCCAAAAACUGCAGAGAAUUUCCGGGCGCUAUGCACAGGGGAACACGGCUUUGGAUUCAAGGGAUCGACGUUCCACAGAGUGAUUCCCAAUUUCAUGUGCCAGGGUGGAGACUUCACUAAUCAUAAUGGAACUGGGGGAAGAUCUAUAUAUGGACCUAGAUUCCCAGAUGAGAACUUCAAACUAAAACAUACUGGAGCUGGAGUGCUGUCAAUGGCGAACGCGGGUCCAGAUACAAACGGGUCCCAGUUCUUCAUCUGCACCUCAAAGACAGAUUGGCUGGAUGGCAAGCACGUUGUGUUUGGCCAUGUGAAGGAAGGGAUGAACAUAGUCCAGAAAGUGGAGUCCUUCGGUUCUCGGUCUGGGAGCCCUUCCAAGAAGAUCACCAUCACAGAGUGCGGCGAGCUCAAGUAGUGAAUUGUGGCUUUGGCAAUUGUGAAUAUCACCAACUGUGAAUUUAACAUAAAUCAGGAAACUAGUAAUAAGGAAUCUUUUACUAUGUAGUUCAGUCAAACUUGAUCCGAGUUGUCUUCGGUACGCUGGACAUUUUUGAAAAUGUGACACUGCUGUUUAAUCGGGGGGGGGGGGGGGGGGUGCUCGUGAUUGAACCAGGUGAAUCUUCUCUAUUACACUCUAAAGGGCUUUUCUUUACUCAUCCAAUGUGAGUAUUAAUUUUUAACGUGCAUAUUGUUGUAAAACGCCUGUCAGAAUUAACAUAGAAACUGACUUGUGACUGACUGUUGGAUCUGGAAUUAAACUUUACAUGUACCUGUA